AUGAUGUGUAUUUAUCAUUCUUAAAGUCCAAUAUCUUUGAUUUGUGUAGCUCCUCAUAAAUGUUUAAGAAAACUUUGUGUGGAAUGCUUAUAUGAGCAUGGAGUAGAUGUUAAACUUACAAUUCCUAUUUGUAAAUUUAAAGAAUUAAUCACCAAGAAUUUAUAAGUGCAUGAGCUUAAUGGGAUAUAUGAAUUAAAGAAAUUAAGGGAAGGUUUUAAAAUCCUAAUUUCUCAAACUGAAACUAUUAUUAAGAAAUUUUGGGAAGAUAUAAAAGAAUUAAUUAAAUCAAUAUUCGAUAACAUUGAGAAAGAAAAUUAAUCAUUCAUCAAUCUUAUCAACUAAAAUGAAAAUCUUGCAGAAUCUUCAUAUACUGAUUUGAACAAUAUAGUGUAAAUUUUUGAAGGAAACAUUCUAGAUGAUUGGAAUAAAUAAAAAAAUUCUUAUUUGAUUAAUAUGAUGUAAAUUAAGAAUUGGAUAGAAUAGGGUGCAAACACAAUCAGUUAAAAUUUUAAAGAAAAGAUUAAGGAGGUAAUGAAAAUAUUUAAGUAAAAUAAUUGAUUUAUAAUUAUAAAAAGGAUUUAGAAAGAUGAAUCACUAGAAUGGUAGGAAAGUAUUACAGAAUAUGAAGGAAUUGUUUGGGAUUAAAAUUCGAUAGUUUCUAGAAAAAGAGUAAAAUUUCAAGUAAUCUAAACUAAAGAAAAAGAAAUAUAGUAUGUAAUGAAUGGACUGUUAUUGAGAAAGUAAAACUUAAGAUUUAUUAAAUUAAUAGAGAUUAAAUUUAAGACACUAUAAAUAAGCCUGAAAUAUUAAUUAAUUUAGAAUAAAUAUAACAUUUGAAUUGGAUUGGUGAUUAUGGAAAAUAAAAUUAAAAAAUUGGAAAAUGGACUGCAACUUGGAAAGGAUUAAAUUUAAGUGAUGUAGGAGGAUAUUAUUCUAAUGAAGGAAAGAAAUAAGGAAAAUGGAUUGAAAUAUUUUAGAAUUAUUGUGAGUUUGUUUAAGUUUAUGAAGUAGGAGAUUAUGUAGAUGGCUUUAAGAAAGGAACAUGGAAGUAUAUCUAUAAAGA
Paramecium primaurelia is the source of this 1063-nucleotide messenger RNA. The record is from the annotation of a GenBank genome assembly. Lineage: Eukaryota; Ciliophora; Oligohymenophorea; Peniculida; Parameciidae.